AUAUUUAGCAUAUUGAAUAUUUUUAGUUUUGUGUAAUUUUGCUAAAAUGUUUUGGGGAUUGACACCUGCUUUAGAUUUACUGUGUGAAUAUGAAAAAAGUGUUGGAAAUAUACCAGAAGAACUGAACAUACUUAUCAUAGGUAGUUCAGACUGUAGGCAUAUUCUUAAAACUGAAGCUAGGAAGUAUCGCCACAAAAACGUGAAAAUGAAUUUCUACGUGAUGGAUUCUUGUGUGGAGCUUCUAGCAAGGCAACUACUUCUCAUGAAUAUCGCUUUGCAGUCCCAAGAAAUUUUAGGUUUGGAACAAAAAACGAAAAUAUUCAUGGAAUUGUAUGGCAAUUCCUUGGUUAGACCUUCCGUGGCUAAUUACCUUACUUCAGCUGCGUCUGAACUCAUUAAAAUGGUUACCGAUUAUGAUUACCUAAGCAGAAUGAUGAGCAGUGUUAGUUUGGAAAUCAGAUACAAAGAGCGAGACUACCUAGAGAAUCUUUUAAAGUUCUGGUGUAGCAAGGAUGAAUUCAAUAUAUGUGAUAGUUGGGACAGAAGACUGAGAAAGUUCUUGGGAGCAAGGUAUGACUCGAAAGUUGGAGCUUUUGACUGGGACUUACACAUGAGAUACCAUAAUAUUGGCGGGAAACAAGUGUGCAAUCAGGAAUACCGCAACUACAGAAUGAACGGUGUAGCUUUUUCUUGGCUAGAGUCCGAAGUUUCCAAGCCAAACCGUUCGUUGGUAUGUGCAAUUCACCCUAACGGCGAUACAUUUCUUCAUCAUGGAUAUCUGGGCGACAUGCAGACUGGACCUUUUGUAGCUUUCGGUAUGGAAUGUGAGGAUGAAUCUUUCUUGAAGUCUCACAAUGGACAGAAUACCUAUAGAGCUACAGAUGUAACAGAACGUAACCUCAGACAGAUUUUUCACGAAUUAGAACAUAAAACAGAAUAUAUCCACGAAGCGACUAGUAAUGUCACUCUGGGUCCCGUCGUUAUGAAACAAGAAAAACUGAUUGUUGAUGUUAAGGGGCCAGAUUUCAUUCCCAGAGUUUCAAGGAAAUGUUUAGACAUACAGGGAAAAAUAAAAUUUCUGUCCAUUUCUGAAUUAGAUUCCAUGAAGUAUAAGGCGAAGUAUCAUAAUUUCUUUGAUGUACUAUAUUUUGGCAGCGUUUACUUGAAACACUUUGAAAAAGAACUGGUCGAGAAAAUACUUAAAAAAAGUUCACUGUUAAUAAUAGAACAUCAGUUAUUCGUAUUGAGUUAUAGGAAAAAGGAACUAGAUGAAUUCAAGAAGACCAUCGAAGAAAAAGUUGAAGGAUUAGAAGUCGAUAGGAUGGCAUUUGAUUCAGAAAGAGAUCCAUAUGCCAAGUUUAUAGUUAAAUAAAGUAAUGUGAUGAAAUUUA
This is a messenger RNA of Leptinotarsa decemlineata (Colorado potato beetle), 1391 nucleotides long. It is a transcript of the gene Dnaaf3, whose product is annotated as Dynein axonemal assembly factor 3. The record is from RefSeq and is a predicted model, not a curated record. Lineage: Eukaryota; Metazoa; Arthropoda; Insecta; Coleoptera; Chrysomelidae. Gene Ontology annotation, biological process: motile cilium assembly; axonemal dynein complex assembly.